UCGUCUUCCCUUUUCAUGACCUCUUUCCUUUUCUUUUUUUCUUCUUCUUCUUUUAUCUCCUUUAUUUCUCCUCUCCUCCCUUUGCGCACGCAUCCAAACCUCUCCCCUCCCAGUUUCUCAAUGAAUCUUUCACCCAGGUUCAACCCCUCCUACUUUGUGUAAGCGCUUAAUUGUCAGCCUCGACGAAAACUUGCGUAGGCUUAAAUACCGAGUGCGCCUCGCUUUGGGGGUGGAACUGGCCAACCUGUCGGAGCGGGCAUCUCUUGUGUCUCUGCGUGUGUGUGUGUGUGCGCGCGCGCGUGUGUUUUUCCUCACUUUCUCCUCGUGCGCUUUUGGUUUAUUGGUGCCGCUGACCCGCCAGCAUGCAGGUGUCUCUGACCCUCCUCGUCUCCAGCGCGGCGCUGCUGCUGCUCCAAGGAUGCUGCAUCGCAGUGAAGGGAUGGAAGGUACUAAAAAAUGAUGCUACGGAGAUUUUACCGGAGUACAGAGAGAACACUCGGACUGUCCAGGAGGCAGUGCCACAGGCGAACAGCGGCAGAAAUAGCAGUAGCACAGCGAAUAACAGGGCGAAAACCGGCGGAAGAGGCGCAAACACAGUCUCUUACAGUGCCUCAGAGCUGAGCUGUAGGGAGCUGCGUUCCACCCGCUACAUCACCGACGGAUCCUGCCGCAGUGCCAAGCCCGUGAGGGAGCUGGUGUGUUCGGGCCAGUGCAUGCCAUCGCACCUCAUGCCAAACUCCAUCCUCCGCGGCAAGUGGUGGAGGAGCAACGCCUCGGAAUACCGCUGCAUCCCGGCACACUCCCGGACGCAGAGGGUGCAGCUGCAGUGUCCGAGCGGCAACACGCGGACUUACAAAAUCCGCGUGGUCACGUCCUGCAAGUGCAAGCGCUUCAGGCCUCAUCACAACCAGUCGGAGGCCAAGGAGGUCCCGAAGACGCAGCGGACCAAGAAGCACGGCCGCUCAUCUCAAGAUCGGAAAAAGAACAACACGCCAGUGAUGGGAAACUCGUACUGAUGCUGCUCUGCAGACGUCAUUCAUACACAAACACACACAAACAUGUCACACUACACACAAUCUCCUACAAAUAGGCAGGAGACGCAAGAGAAAUUUUUAAAGAGAGAAUUUAUAAGCUAAUUGCUGGGCUGAUCUUAAGUCAUCAGUCGUUUAUCUUUCAGCCACGUGUCAGCAUGUCUGUGGACUCUGCUUAUUUGCAUGACAAAAUGAAUCCAGGGCUGCGGCUGAUCAUGUUCCUCGUGCGCCAUGGUGGAUCAUAUGAGACAAGUAUUUUACCAUCCCAGCAGCUCCAGAAACGUCAUGGGCUCGGCUCUUUCCUCCACCCAAAACUGAUUUCAUUUAAGCAUUAUGAGAAGUGCUCCCUGAUGCUUCAAGCCCAUCUGUGCAAACAUCCAGAGGAUGAAGAGCUAUGCUGCGGUGCAACGCUGAAAAGGUGCAUAUCCGCUCCAAAAAUUGGCCGCAAUCCAUCUCCUUCUGACUGCAUGUAGAGGAUAUGGUGGCAGCCCUGGGGCUCUUAUGGUGAGAUGUUGACAGUUUUGGAGAGUCCUGGCCUGAAAGGUGGUGCAUGCAGCUCCCUGGCAGCCCACCUCGCUCAUCUGGACAGACCUACCACGCUCUCUACGCUGCAUCCGCCCCAUCCAGGCCUGUCAGUCACAGUAGCCCUUUCCCACGAGUAGAAACAGUGAGUCAGGAUAGACUCACUGCUAACACCACAGGGGGGCACUGGACAUUCCUGUGAUUCUUCUUAAUUACUAAAUGAGCCCAUUCCUGUGUUAGGAUUUAAGUCAUAAAAAGCCAUUUCCUCUAGCCAGUUCCUGUUUGCCGGAAUCACAUACAAAAAAGUGCACAUGUGUGUGUAGGAGGCAUCCGAAAAGUGUGCGUGGUGUGCUGUUACCUCGGGGCAGAGUGCUCUCCAACACGCCCACACCGGAAUUCUUUUGUAAUGGGCCAAAUAGAGCAUCAAGCGGCCAUCCACAGCCAAAAAUCCCUCUGCAAGAUUCAAAACACCUCCAAUCCUCUCCGCACCGUUCUGUAAAUAGCUCAGACAGGGAAACAAUAAUUCUGUUUUUUUAUCAUUGCAUUGACUGCUCAAAUCCAACAGGAAGAGGAAGUGAUGAAUAUUCACAAUGUUUCCACAUGUUGUCAGUACUCCGUUGUUUUUCCCUGCUCAUAUCGCUUCCUAAAUUUCGGUUCUCUUAAACUGUACUGACAAUGUUUGCUUCUUUUUCCGACUCUCAUGUUUGAAAUAGCAACUGGAAGGGGUUUUUUUUUUUUGUCGUGCAAACCGAGAGCCGCGAUGGAAACCUGUGUGGUCGUCUGCAGCGGUGCCCUCGCACCGGCGUGGGUGUUACGGAGAAGCAGGAAGGGACGAGGGAGGGCAGGAGGGCCGUUUCUACACAGACAGACGCAAAGAUGGACUGCUUUAAAGAAUGAACUGCAUAUUUAUUUUUUAUUUCCACAUUUAAAUUAUUUAUGCAACCUUUUGUAGUGAAUGAUAGCCAUUAUUGUCAUAUAGGAUGUUCGAGACUUUGUAAAUGAAAUUCUGUACAGUACAUGAAUAAAGUAAAGGCAGAUAUAUUUGAAAGAA
Molecule: messenger RNA, 2604 nt
Organism: Solea solea (common sole)
Lineage: Eukaryota; Metazoa; Chordata; Actinopteri; Pleuronectiformes; Soleidae
Gene: sost
Product: sclerostin
Exons: 2
Coding region: 363-1016 (217 amino acids)
Biological process (GO): ossification; negative regulation of BMP signaling pathway; negative regulation of Wnt signaling pathway
Molecular function (GO): BMP binding
Source: RefSeq, a predicted model, not a curated record